AUGUCUCUCAAUCGCUGCGAGGAACCUCCGCCGCCAGCUCUGGUCAGAGCGCAUCCGGGAGAGCGCGAGACGAAUCGGACUUCAAGUGCCAAGAUUUCGAGGAGAAACGUUCCCAAAUACUGGACAAGUGUGAUUUUCAUCGCUUACUGGCUCGUACUCGCGCUCGUCACGACCGCCCUAUACCGUCGAGCGUUCCGAUGCAAAACCGUGUUACUCGCAGGUUCCGCGUCAGUGGCACUCGCCGUGAUUCUGUUCGGACUCCUGGAGUUCGUACCGUGCAAUACAGGAUUCGUUUUCCUGGCGGUUCUGCUACGGUGUAUCGAGGGCGCUGGCUGCGCAAUGUUCCACGACGCGAGCGAAAACUACAUCCGUUUCCAUUUCGAGAACAAAAGAUCAAUGUACCUCGGAGCGAACCAAAGCCUCUACUAUUUCGGAUUCGUAUUCGGACCCAUCGUCGGCGGGAUGAUUUACAGCGACGGAUCGUUCUACUAUCCGUUUUUCGCAGCCGGCGGAUCCGUGAUAGUGUGUUUCGUGACGCUGACGUUCGUCGUGGAUAAACACUGUCUCGAAGACCGACUCACGGUCUCCACGCUCAGCUACACCGCGCCUUUCAAGUUGUCGAAGUUUCUCUUCGUCGUUGUGCCAUACACUUGUCAAGGUUUCAACUUGUGCACCCUAUGGUUCCUGCUCGACGGAUCCUUAAAACUGCCGCCGCUCGCGAUCGGUGGACUGGUCGCUCUGCCGGACAUCGCGAGCUGCUUGAUGACGCCGGUGUUCGCUCCCUUCGUCACGCCGGACUCGUGUCUUCCGAUGUCGCUGAUCUACGCAAUCGGAUCGGCGCUGACAUCCGCGUCGGUGUAUCUCCUGGGACCAGGCUAUCCGACGAGUCGGGUCUUUCCCACGAGCGCGCCUCACGCGAGUUUCUGCUUAUUCGGACUCGGUGUCGGUCAGGCGUUGCUUCUGCUGGCUCCCAGGGUCACUGAAGCGGGAGCCCUGAGAGCUUUCGAUGCCGCCUUCUCAUUGGUGUCUGUCUGGGCUUUCAUCGGAUCAAUUUUGGGAGCCUGCCUUUCGAUUCCCGCAAAUGGAAUUCUGGACUUGCAUUUGGGCUUCACCAUCACCAGCGCCCUUUCAGCGGCUCUGGGGACCGUGGGUGUCGUGAGCUUCUUAGCGAAGAAUUAG
This is a messenger RNA of Galendromus occidentalis (western predatory mite), 1179 nucleotides long. RefSeq names its product MFS-type transporter SLC18B1. The coding region runs from base 1 to 1179 and encodes 392 amino acids. Gene Ontology annotation, molecular function: transmembrane transporter activity. NCBI's taxonomy places the organism in Eukaryota, Metazoa, Arthropoda, Arachnida, Mesostigmata, Phytoseiidae. The transcript has 2 exons. Gene Ontology annotation, biological process: transmembrane transport. The record is from RefSeq and is a predicted model, not a curated record.